AUGCUGCCAGCGGCUGCCUCGUCUCGCGUGUCGUGGGACCUGGCACCAACGCCCCCGCGGACCGCUUUCACACGCAACCAGCAGCAACAACGGCGCCAAACCUCGGACGACAUCGUCCAUCUGCUUCUGUCUGUCUGUCUCCGAGUCGACUUACCUUACCUUAACCCAGCAUUUCCCAUUCUCGUCCGCAUCCUCUCCUUGUCCCUGCCUCUAUACCUAAACCCUGCUUGGGCAUCUCGAAAACGGUUCGAUGCCGCCGCCCAUCUGGUCCGAUAG
This is a messenger RNA of Podospora bellae-mahoneyi, 276 nucleotides long. RefSeq lists its product as uncharacterized. The record is from RefSeq and is a predicted model, not a curated record. The coding region runs from base 1 to 276 and encodes 91 amino acids. The transcript is spliced from 3 exons. NCBI's taxonomy places the organism in Eukaryota, Fungi, Ascomycota, Sordariomycetes, Sordariales, Podosporaceae.